Molecule: messenger RNA, 4708 nt
Organism: Notolabrus celidotus (New Zealand spotty)
Lineage: Eukaryota; Metazoa; Chordata; Actinopteri; Labriformes; Labridae
Exons: 9
Coding region: 171-3647 (1158 amino acids)
Biological process (GO): centrosome cycle; regulation of cellular localization; establishment or maintenance of cell polarity
Cellular component (GO): nucleus; cell cortex; apical plasma membrane
Molecular function (GO): protein kinase C binding
Source: RefSeq, a predicted model, not a curated record
CGUGACUGAACCCACAUUACAUAUUUCCUCACCAGGCAAAUCAGAUAAUAAAAAGCGAGCGUUAACAGAGAUGUAAAACAGAUGUAGGAGACAUGGUUUUGACAGCAUGCCUUCAAAAAAAAUGUUUUUCUUGUAGGAUCUGACUGGACUCUUCAGGGAAGGGCCAGCUGAUGGAGGAAGAGAAGGCGGUUGAUAAAACCCAUGCACAAACCAGUUCUUCUUUACCCGUGGGGCUUCCCAUUAAUUGGGGACUCAUCACUGGCCCCGUACCAGAGCCUGUUUUUCCGCCACCGUAUUUCAGCACUCUUCUUCCUCCUCCUUCUGUUCCCCAGAGUUCAGCUGUGCAUGCACUACAGACCAAGGUGAAGUCACUCACACAGAGAAGGACACGAGGGAGAGAUAGGGAGAAGUUGGACACAGACGCCACAGAAAGCAGUCCGGCCGGGCAGAUUUCAUCUGAAGUCCUUUUAAGACCGAGGCCCAGAGGAAAGGGUCAGGUAUCUCUACCUGCCCUUUCCUUGCGAUCAGUCACUGCAAAGAUCUUGAGCAGCAGUGAUGAAGAGGAGGAGGUGGAGGUGCAAGUCAGGUUGGAGAUCCACAGCCCUCCACCUGACGCAAAAGGAGAGGCUUUGAUCCAUGGGGGACAGGAAACUGAAGAAGAGAGGUCAGAUAGAAAUGAGAGCCAGGUCAGUUUUCAGGCGUAUGGGCUUGGGGAGGGUACCAGUCUGGAAAGUCUUUUGUCUGACAAUUCCAGCAGCAGUAAGGAUGAGCCAUCUCCUCCUCCUCCUCCUGCUCUCCUUCCUCUCUCUGCUCUCUCCUCCCUUCCUGCCACCACCUCUGCUUCCAUAACAUCAUCUACUUCUUCCUCAACUUCAACCAGGCGCUGGGCACCCCCCAAAGGCUUCUGGAGGGUUGCGCGUCCUGAAACGUUGCUUCUUAACGGUGUUGGACCAAACGACAUACCUUCCACUCUACCUCUGAAGGACUACACUAAAACAGAGGCAUGCACAGAGCCUCAGAAAACAUUUGAACCAGAAGAUUCAGUAACCAAAAGUGAUGGAAUUGCAGUAGAUGACUGCAUUGUAUCCACAGAGGUUAAACACUCGGACAGCGUGGAAUGUUUUCUGGACAGGUGUGAGCAGAAGGAGACAGAGGCCUUGGGACUGUGCAGUUCAGACAGCUGGGAGAGCAUGCCGUCACAAGUUAAGGUGCUCUCUGCUGAUGAGAAACUGAAGAUGAGGCAAAGGGCCUAUGAGAGGUUGAGGGAGAGAAAACAAAACUGCAUAGAGGAGAGAACGCAGAGUGAAGGAGAGAGUGCAGGAGAUAAUGAAGACACAAUAUACACAGAUGAUUGUACAGAACCAGAUGCAGGUGCCCAUGGGGGUUCUGACUGCUCCGACUCAGCCAUUCUUGCUCAGGAACUUGAACCCUAUUUGAGGUCACUUCUUUCAAUCAGCGAUGAGCUCCCGCUGAGUCCAAGACAUGAGCAAGCCAAGCGUCUUCUGGAGCGAGCACGGCUAAAGGCUCGCUCCAAUCAUGUUAAAGGCGAUCGUCCUGUCAGACGCUCUCAUUCUGAUCAGAGAUCCACUGUAAAGAAGCAACCAGAUGAAAUUCCGAAUCCAACGGCAGUGCAGGAACUUGUUCAAACCAAAGAAGAUCUCAUACCUCAAACUGCAUCUGUUCCCCUUCUUGUCCCUGACCAAAGAGACCCUCCCCCUGGUGACAACGGUGGUCGAUCUAGGCGGUAUGGUUGUUCACCUACACGGGUACGCUUCGAGGAUGAAUCAGAGAAAGACGCAGAGUCCCGUUACUUGGAUAGAGUGAGACAGCGUGGCAGACCUGGGGCGCCCAAGUCCAAGAGCAAAGAAAGUAAUACCGAUUCAAGCAGUAGUGGUUCAGAGAGGAGCAGAGGCCACAGGAGUGUCUCCAUGCCUCCUGCACAGAAUCUAGAAGAAGUGGGCGUCAAUGCUGAAACUAAAACAAUAAUUAAAGAGAUAAUAGUGCUGGUGAAGAAAUGUGAGCAAUGUGGCUCUAUAGUUAGGGAACCUCAACCAGUCUCAUCACCACCUGAUCCUCAGAAGCCUAAGCUGCAGCUUACAGGCAACCCAGAGGACCCACGGGGAGGAAAAGUUGCUCCUCAAUGGGUGCCUCCAAGCAAGCCAGAGGCAAGUACUCGGCCCAAAGCUCCUUUAACCGUGACUUUUGCUGGAGCUUUUGUGCUGGGUGAAAGUAAAGAGAAUGGCACAGGGUGGAAAUCCUCAGGGUUUGGGAAAUUGAGGAGAAGGAGCAGGAAAGGGGAGAGUCGGAUAGAGUCGGGCAAUGGCCCUUAUGGUCCGUCAUGGGCACAGCGGCGUAACUCAAAUCCCAGGAGCAGGGUCAACUUCGGCAGAGCAGUGUCCUUUGCUCCAGGUAGCCCCAUGGCUCUGGAGCCCCGUUUGCCGGAGGCAUCUGGUGGACUACGAGAACCCCCAGCCCCGUUGCUGCCUAUAAAGUCUGCCCUGAAGUCAAGUUCGAGAAGUCGCUCUGUUGCGGGGCAGUCAACAGUUCAGUUCCAAAUGACCUCAGAUCAGGUAGAAGAGGGAGGGUCCCAGCAUUCAGCCCUCCUGGACUCUCCAGAGGCAAGAAGAGAGUCUCCAGUGUCUUUACCCCAAGGGACCCCCGCAACCAGCAGUCCAGUGCCCUGUAUCAGGCCUUCAACCCUCAGGUACUCACCAGCCCGCAUCACUACUGAUUUGCCAUCUGCUGAACUCUGGGAGGCCACUCCAGAUGGAACAGCAACCCUUGGUGGAGACCCUACUCCUGGCCCAGAGUGUCGUCCUCCUCUACGUGGUCUUGCUCUGGCUCGGGCUGAGGACCUCAGAGCAGAGCUGCUGAGAGCAGAACACCUGAAGGCUGAGGCCAUUUGGGAGGACAACUGUGAAGGGUCCAGAAAGAUGGAUGGGAGGCCAAAGCUCUUCCUGCGUCGCUUCUUUUCCUCCAUUGGUCUGAACAGUGUUGGCAGACUGGUGAAAGGAGGCCGCUCCAGCAGCAUGGAACAGCUCAGUCUACCCGCCGCCCCCCGGGCAAGCUCUGCAUCCCCGAGCCCCACCCGCAGACCACCACCUCCCAGCCGCAUACAGAGGACUCCCUCACUGCAAACCCUGCACCCAGUGCUGCCACUGGCCCAACUGCGAAAAGCCUCAUCAGUGCAGAGUUUGGAAAGAAGAACAGAGCGUUCAACAAUACUGGGAGAAGUGCAGAUACCAUAUGGCCUGGCUCCCAGCCCCGACAGCCCUCAGAUCGAGCUCCACAGGGCCCUGAGUGUUGAAGAUCUUCUAGCCUCCAGAAUAGUGCGUCCAGUGGGCCGGGUCACUCAGGCUUUCCCCGAUGGGACCCUCCUCCUGGAGCUUGUCAGACCCCCUAAUGGCCCCUUUGGUUUUGUCAUCUCAAGAGGCAAAGGUCGACCAGACACAGGUGUGUAUGUAGAGAAAGUGGGUGACGGCAGUGGUGAAGGUCCCUACAUAGGUCUCCUUGGCAUUGGGGAUGAGAUUCUACAGGUGAAUGGUGAGGUGGUGGCCGGCCUCAGUCUGGACCAUGUGACGCGGCUCAUGACCCGCGAAAGCACCGCUUCUCUUCGGAUCAUGCCGGCCAGACGUGUCCAGCGCUGACGUGGCUCAAUGCCACUUUCUCUGUAGCCGUGGAUAAUAAUACAUUUCUGCAAGCACUGCCGAUGGACCAAAACCUGUGUUAGAUGUCCAAUUGUCAGUGUGUAUUUCACUGCUGUUACACAUAUCAAAAAUGCAAACAUAGGAUUUCAGGGUUCAAGGUUUAGUUCCUAUAAGUGCAUAAUGGUCAAUAGUUUGACGCCACAGGGAACUUUCAGUAUGCAAAAACAGAUUAGGUAGUUGGUCGCAUCUGUUAGUUACGAGUUGGAUUUCAGAACAUUUAAUGUGAUUCUUAUACCAGAAGUAGUCAUUCUAAUCCAGCUUGACUUGUUACUAUGCAUACAUUUCCUUUAUGUGGUCACAUUCUGAUGAAUAGCCUAAUUAUAGUUUCAUUAACAAUGCAGCUGUAUUUUAACUUUAUGAAGUCUAUAUACAAACUAUCUUUUUAAAAAGAGAUGCAGCAUUUCUUUUGACUUUAGAAUUUCUGACAAUCAUAUUAUACCUUUUGUAAUGGUAGUUUUUAUUUAUUUAGCUUACUACAGCACAUAGAGUGUAUCACCCUAAAUGCUUGAUGAGUGGAUCUAUAUUAACUCAGAUUAUUUAUGUUGUUUUUAAGAUAUGUCCCCUUAAACAGUUGAUUAUUCCAGAUGAUUGACAUGUGCAAGGAUAUGCUGCAGAUAUCAUUGGCCCAUGGGACCCUCAAUCCAAAGAGAUGGGUACAAGCACAAAGAGCGUUGAUUAAAAAAAUUAUAAAAUAAAAAGGUUCCCUCCACUGGACUGCAUUUGCAUAACAAAUUUUUUAAGAAAAAACAGGGACCACUCUUUUAUCCAAUAAAUGAUAUCAUUUGAUUUUGGGUCUCUUUGAGAUUUCCUGUGUCCCUCAUUUGUCGAUGGAUGUAGGAAAGCCCUUUGAAUGUCCUCAAAAGGUUUGAGGCCCUAUACCUCUGUGUUAAUGGAUGCUUUAUAAGUGAUACCAGUUUGCUCCAAAUUAAUAUUAAUAUAUAUAUUGUCAAACUUUUGUCGUUGAAUGUAACACAUUAUUAAAUUUUCCAUAUUAAUGCCAC